Molecule: messenger RNA, 2698 nt
Organism: Xyrichtys novacula (pearly razorfish)
Lineage: Eukaryota; Metazoa; Chordata; Actinopteri; Labriformes; Labridae
Source: the annotation of a GenBank genome assembly
GUUUUAUCCUAAAUUAAUUUUAUGCUGGAAUAUCCCUUUAAGUCCGAAAAAGAUGUUGCAGCUGAGUAAAAAAAAUGUCAUGCACAGUUUUGAGCCAGUAUCUGAUCAAGUUUGGUAUCAGUCAAAAUUAAAGGCUACAAUAUCGGUAUCGUAUCGGAAAUCAAAAAGUUGUAUCAGGACACCACUAGUUACAUCAUCCAUCAUUCACAAACACUGCCGGUCCCCCUCCUUUCCUCUUACCGCUCACUCUUGUUUUGUCUGCCUGAAUCAACUGUUUUAUUUCAAAUUUUAACGACACUAAUGAUACAGAAAUCGUUACUGUCCAAGAUUGGUCCCUUUUUAUCUACAUUUCUUUGAGGUUUAUAAUGCAAUCUUUCUUUCAGUAUGUUAUGCAAUGAACACUUUGUUUAAGUUGUUCCAGUUUUUAUCUCUGUCUGAUGGUCCAGGUUAAUGCUCUGUGGCAACAGGCUCCAGAGGAAUGUGCUCCAGCCCACAUUGUGUUCAGGCAUUAUUAUUAUUUAGUUCUCAGAGAGGUGACGCACUCGUCUUUAUCACAAACACUCUCAUGGUUCAUUAAGAGUAUGAAGUCAGAGAGAUGGUUUAUACCAGAGAGAGACUGAUGAUAAUCACACAUUCCUCCUUCUCUCCCUGCGUCUCUGUGUCUCCGUCUCAUGUACGAUCAUGCAAACGCGCAUCCUUAGAAAACAGUGAAGCAGACAAGUUCAAUCAGACUCAUUCAGGUUAGAGCUGAAACUCCUGCUGCUGGUGGUGCUGAUCUAACAGAGCGUGGAGAAAAGACAUACACACACCACACUGUCUGACCCUCAUCUGCAGACCGCUCAAGUGUCAAUAGAGCCUGAUAAUCACAGAGCAGAGGUCUCAGGGCCAAAACAAUUCACACUCACACAAGCGCACAAACACGGUAUCCUGUGAUAGAACCACUAUCAGCACCUGACACCUCGAAAACAGGAAAACGUUUCAGUGGGGACACAGAUGUGUUGAAGAGUUUGGAGGAGGGGCAUGAACAGCUUUAAAACCCUGUGGAAAGAAAUCUCAGCUCCACUCCGUCAGCACAGCAGAGGGACCUCCGUCAUGUCGUACUAUGAGGUAAGACUGUGUGUCCAUUCACAAAUCUGUGUCCAGGAUUCAUAGUUUCCUUCUUCAUCAAACUAUCUUCAUCUUAACUGUCUGUCUUUCUGUCUGCAGCAUAUCUUCCUGGACUAUGAAUUUAAUGACACCGGCUCAGGUUCUGGUUCAGGGGAUCUGGGAGUGGAUUUUGAGGAGCCGUGUGAUGUGGAGCACGUGAUGACAGCAGACUUUCAGCGUGUCUUCCUGCCAGUGGUCUACGCUCUCAUCUUCACUCUGGGCAUCACAGGAAACGGCUUGGUGGUCGUGGUGCUUGGCUGCCAACGCAGGUUAGAAAACAGACAGUGGGUCAGAGGUUGUAGGCAUCAACUCAGAUAAAACCUCACUAAGAAUUGAGGUUUUACAGUUUCCUGUGUUUGUCUGCAGGUCGAAGUGCAGCCUCACAGACCGGUAUCGCCUCCACCUCUCAGCUGCUGACCUCCUCUUCGUCCUGGCGUUGCCGUUCUGGGCCGUGGAUGCAGCUCUUGCAGACUGGCGCUUUGGAGCAGCCACCUGUGUUGGUGUUCAUGUGAUCUAUACGGUCAACCUGUACGGCAGCGUGCUCAUCCUGGCUUUCAUCAGCCUGGACCGCUACCUGGCGGUGGUCCGAGCUACAGACACAAACACUGGUGGGCUGAGGCAGCUGCUGGCAUACAAGCUGGUUUAUGUUGGUAAGUGAUCCACCUCAAUCCCUCUUAUUUUUCCUCUUCUACAUCCCCUCCCCUCAUCUUCUCACUUUGUUUUAUCUUUUUCUCUUUGCAGGUGCCUGGUUGCCCGCCGCUCUACUUGCAGUGCCGGAUUUGAUAUUUGCUCGGACCCAGGAAGGAGGUGAGGGGGCCACUCUCUGCCAGCGAUUCUACCCUGCAAACAAUGCUCCUCUCUGGGUCGCAGUCUUCCACCUCCAGCUGGUCCUGGUGGGUCUUGUGGUCCCCGGCUUAGUCCUCCUUGUGUGCUACUGUGUCAUUGUCACCAGAUUGACUCGAGGCCCACUGGGGGGCCAGAGACAGAAGCGUCGGGCAGUCCGGACCACCAUCACGUUGGUUCUUUGCUUCUUCCUGUGCUGGCUGCCAUACGGGGCGGGGAUCUCUGUGGACGCUCUGCUGCGGCUGGAGGUGCUGCCCCGCGGCUGUGGCCUGGAGGCUGUGUUGGGCGUGUGGCUGGCAGUGGCUGAGCCCAUGGCGUUUGCACACUGCUGUCUGAACCCGUUGUUGUACGCCUUCCUGGGUGCUGGGUUCAAGAGCUCGGCACGCAGAGCUCUUACUCUGAGCCGGGCGUCCAGUUUGAAGAUUUUACCACGAAGACGCCCCGGGGCCUCCACUACCACAGAGUCUGAGUCCUCAAGUUUACAUUCCAGUUAAUGUUUGCUAAUUCUGUUCAUGUAUAUAUGUGUAUAUACUGUAUAUAUAAAUGUGUGUUUGUGUGUGAGAUGGUUUAAACAAAGUAACAGAGGAAGUGAGGAGCAGUCUGCUGGUCCAAGACUGUGAUGUUUUUCUUGUAAAUACUGUAAGAAGAUGUGUUGUUUGCUGCUGCAGAGCCUGUUUUUCACUGUUUGUAAUAAAAUACUCAAAAUACA